Messenger RNA from Lontra canadensis (Northern American river otter), 2036 nucleotides. RefSeq names its product sodium/calcium exchanger 3. Gene Ontology annotation, cellular component: postsynapse; sarcolemma; axon. The coding region runs from base 249 to 2036 and encodes 595 amino acids. Gene Ontology annotation, molecular function: calcium:sodium antiporter activity. Lineage: Eukaryota; Metazoa; Chordata; Mammalia; Carnivora; Mustelidae. The record is from RefSeq and is a predicted model, not a curated record. The transcript has 2 exons. Gene Ontology annotation, biological process: cell communication; calcium ion import across plasma membrane; sodium ion transmembrane transport.
CGAGCCCACGAGCCCCGCAGGCGGUGGCUGCUGCCGACUGACAUGCCCCGGACGCGGCUGCGGCCGGCGGGCAGCCCGCGGGGGCGAUGAGCCGCUGCGGCCGCUGAGCAGCCGGGCGGCGGGGCGUCGCGCACCUUCUUCUCCCCCCUCACUUGGCCGCUCCGCUCGGGAGACCGGGAGGAAACGGUCUCUGGCCUGUCAGGAGGACCCUUGGCGCUGCAGUGGAAGCCAGCGGCUAAAUCUCGUGUAUGGCGUGGUUAAGGUUGCAGCCUCUCACCUCCGCCUUCCUCCAUUUUGGGCUGAUUACUUUUGUGCUCUUCCUGAAUGGUCUUCGGGCAGAGGCUGGUGGCUCAGGGGAGGUGCCCAGCACAGGGCAGAACAAUGAGUCCUGUUCCGAGUCCUCGGACUGCAAGGAGGGUGUCAUCCUGCCAAUCUGGUAUCCGGAGAACCCUUCCCUUGGGGACAAGAUUGCCAGGGUCAUCGUCUACUUUGUGGCCCUGAUAUACAUGUUCCUUGGGGUGUCCAUCAUUGCCGACCGCUUUAUGGCGUCUAUCGAAGUCAUCACUUCUCAAGAGAGAGAGGUGACUAUCGAAAAGCCCAAUGGAGAGACCAGCACCACGACGAUUCGGAUCUGGAAUGAAACGGUCUCCAACCUGACCCUGAUGGCCUUGGGUUCCUCUGCUCCUGAGAUCCUUCUCUCUUUAAUUGAGGUGUGUGGCCAUGGGUUCAUUGCUGGCGAUCUGGGACCUUCUACCAUCGUGGGCAGUGCAGCCUUUAACAUGUUCAUCAUCAUUGGCAUCUGCGUCUACGUGAUCCCCGAUGGAGAGACUCGCAAGAUCAAGCACCUGCGAGUCUUCCUCAUCACUGCUGCUUGGAGCAUCUUCGCCUACAUCUGGCUCUAUAUGAUCCUGGCAGUCUUCUCCCCUGGUGUGGUUCAGGUUUGGGAAGGCCUCCUCACUCUCUCCUUCUUCCCCGUGUGUGUCCUUCUGGCCUGGGUGGCAGAUAGGAGACUGCUCUUCUACAAAUACAUGCACAAAAAGUAUCGCACAGACAAACACCGAGCAAUUAUCAUAGAGACAGAGGGUGACCACCCCAAGGGCAUUGAGAUGGACGGAAAAAUGAUGAAUUCCCACUUCCUGGACGGGAACCUGGUGCCCGUGGAAGGGAAGGAAGUAGAUGAGUCCCGCAGGGAGAUGAUCCGGAUUCUCAAGGAUCUGAAGCAGAAACACCCAGAGAAGGACUUAGAUCAGCUGGUAGAGAUGGCCAAUUACUAUGCUCUUUCCCAUCAACAGAAGAGUCGUGCCUUCUACCGGAUCCAAGCUACCCGUAUGAUGACCGGCGCAGGCAAUGUCCUGAAGAAGCAUGCGGCAGAACAAGCCAAGAAGGCCUCCAGCAUCAAUGAGGUGCACACCAAUGAGCCUGAGGACUUUGUCUCGAAGGUCUUCUUUGACCCGUGCUCUUACCAGUGCCUGGAGAACUGCGGGGCCGUCCUCCUGACGGUGGUGAGGAAAGGCGGGGACAUGUCCAAGACCGUGUACGUGGACUACAAAACAGAGGAUGGUUCUGCCAAUGCCGGGGCGGACUAUGAGUUCACAGAGGGCACUGUGGUUCUGAAGCCAGGAGAGACCCAGAAGGAGUUCUCGGUGGGCAUCAUCGACGAUGACAUCUUUGAGGAGGAUGAACACUUUUUUGUGAGGUUGAGCAACGUCCGCAUAGAGGAGGAGCAGCUGGAGGAGGCGAUCACUCCGAUAGUCCUCAAUAAUAUUCCAUUGCCCCGGGCCAUCCUGGUAUCCCCUUAUGUGGCCACAGUCACCAUCUUGGAUGAUGACCAUGCAGGCAUCUUCACGUUUGAAUGUGACACUAUUCAUGUCAGCGAGAGUAUCGGUGUCCUGGAGGUCAAGGUUCUGCGGACAUCAGGUGCCCGGGGCACGGUAAUCGUCCCCUUUAGGACAGUAGAGGGGACAGCCAAGGGUGGUGGUGAGGAUUUUGAAGACUCGUACGGGGAGCUGGAGUUCAAGAAUGAUGAAACAGUGUAA